UCCGUAAUGGCGCAUUUUAAGGGACGGCAUAAAAGUGGCUGUGCAUUCAUUCAGUGCUUUCAUUAUCUCCCUAUCCCAACUCUCCUUCAGGGAUUUUUCAGAGGUGGGUUUGUAAUUUAUGGUCGAUUUUAAGGUAUAGAUUGAUAUAUCUAUUUACGUGAUUUUGUUGGGGGAGUGAAACUGUGAAAAUGCUUACAUGCAUAGCGCGUUCGAAACAACCCAGUGAUGAAUCUGUUGAUGCCACUCCCGAUAAACAAGCCAUCAAAACCCUGACAUCUCAGAUCAAGGAUAUGGCAUUGAAGGCUUCGGGUGCAUACCGCCACUGCACGCCGUCAUGCACGAGUCAGCCAACUCAGGCACAGCAACUGAGGAACCGGAGUAUUGGGGGCGAGUCAGACUUGGCUGCGUCAGACAGAUUCCGGUGGUCGUACCGGCGGACGGGGAGCUCAAACUCGAGCUCUGCUGCUGGGAGGAGGGAGCUAGAGGCUCGGCUGAAGGGAAUUUCAAGUGGCGAGGGUACGCCGGCAUCGGCUAGCGGCCGACGAGUUGACCCGAUUGUGUUCGUCGAAGAGAACGAGCCCAAAGAGUGGGUGGCUCAGGUGGAACCCGGAGUUCUAAUUACUUUUGUGUCCUUGCCACGUGGCGGCAAUGACCUUAAACGCAUUCGAUUCAGCCGAGAAAUAUUCAACAAAUGGCAAGCUCAAAAGUGGUGGGCUGAGAAUUAUGAGAAAGUGAUGGAACUUUACAAUGUCCAAAGACUGAACCGCCAAGCUUUCCCUCUCCCGACAACUGCAAGAUCCGAAGAUGACAACAGUUCAAAGAUUGAAUCAGCUGAAGCCAGUCCAGUAACACCACCACUGGGCAGAGAACGGCUCCCACAUACUUUACACCGACCAACUGGAAUGGCAUUCUCAUCUUCAGAUUCACUUGAUCAACAGUCAGUGCACUCUCGCUAUAAUUAUGAUUCUUUCGGUGUAGCCUCAACUCCUAAACUCUCGAGCAUUAGUGGUGCUAAAACUGAAACGUCAUCAAUGGAUGCUUCCAUGAGGACUAGUUCCUAUCGCUCUGGAGAGAUAUCAAUAAGCAAUGCCAGUGAUCUUGAAACUGAAUGGGUUGAACAAGACGAGCCUGGGGUUUAUAUUACCAUCAGGGCAUUGCCAGAUGGUAGAAGAGAACUACGGCGUGUUAGAUUCAGCCGAGAGAAAUUUGGGGAGAUGCAUGCUCGACUAUGGUGGGAAGAGAAUAGAGCCCGGAUACAUAAACAAUAUUUGUGAUUGGAUCAAACACCAAAUCGAAACAUGCUGCAAGUUGCUGAUGGAGGUGAUGAUACCCUUAUAUAUAGUAGCCUGUAUGUAAGUGAUGCAUCUGAUACACAAGGAGUCUCGGCUUUGCGAUUUCUCAAAACAACCUUGUGGAUUGUGGGGAUGUUUUAUUUUCUUUUUCAAUUCAUUACAUGAAAUUUUGGUAAAUUAUGAGCUUUCAUAACAUGUAUGGAGAAGAACAGUCAAUACUGAAGUUGAAUAUGGAAAUACUUAAAUGUCC
Molecule: messenger RNA, 1542 nt
Organism: Olea europaea var. sylvestris
Lineage: Eukaryota; Viridiplantae; Streptophyta; Magnoliopsida; Lamiales; Oleaceae
Product: protein Brevis radix-like 4
Exons: 5
Coding region: 189-1274 (361 amino acids)
Source: RefSeq, a predicted model, not a curated record